UUUCGUCGUCGUUGAAGAACAGAUUCCGAAAUAACAGACAUCCCAGUACCGUAUAUUAGCCAUUAGGUACCAGCCUCGAUUUCCUCCGAAAAAACAACAACAGCAAAGUCAAAAUGUUUCUGUCGUACACCGUCGUGCCCGUGUUUAUUUUCGCCAUACUUUUGAACUUUAUCUACGUGUACUCCGAUGAGACACCUGCACCCGUACCAUCUAACGAUAAUAAUACUUCUACAACGAAUUCAAGUAGACCACCACCCAGCAUAAAUUUCGCGUCGUGUAACGAAUGCAUGCAAUCGCCGUGCCACACCGAAAGUCAUAGACCGUGCAUUUCCAACAACGGCCCCAGACUGAACUCGUCGACUUUCCUGUGUCUCUUUUGUACAACGGAUUAUAAGGGAAAUCCUCAGUUCUACAGCGAAGACAUUUGUAAACAGAACUGCACGGAUAGCGGUAAAAUGUGCCUAUGCGUCGGCCAAUGUUUCUCGUGCGUCGAAAGCAAUGACCCCAACCUCCCAACUGUACCGUGCAACCCGCCCACCAAGAUGGUGGAUGAUACGUGUGCGUUAGUCGAUUACAAAGCACCCCAAUAAUGAAACCGAGCAACCAUCAU
Molecule: messenger RNA, 610 nt
Organism: Diuraphis noxia (Russian wheat aphid)
Lineage: Eukaryota; Metazoa; Arthropoda; Insecta; Hemiptera; Aphididae
Source: RefSeq, a predicted model, not a curated record